AUGAACAAGCUAAGUAGCUCUUUCUUAAACCCCUUAAAACCCCAAACCCAGCUCACACCUACUGCCACCACCACCACCCGAGCUUUCAACGCCAUCAUCAACCGUCUCUCAUCUCAACGCUCUCACCAUGAAGUCCUUGCCGCAUUCUCCUCUAUGCUCAAAGCCCACAUUCCUCCAGAUACCCACACCUUCCCUAGUCUACUCAAAGCCUGCACCUCCCUAAACCUCUUUGGUCAUGGCGUCUCACUACACCAACGCGUUGUGGUUAAUGGGUUUUUCUCAGAUGCUUAUAUUGCCUCUUCAUUGAUCAACCUCUAUGCGAAACUUGGUCAUGUCCAGAAUGCACGGAAGGUGUUCGACACAAUGCCUGAGAGAAAAAACGUUGUUCCUUGGACUUCCAUUAUCGGAUGCUAUUCGCGUGCCGGAAGUGUUGAGGUUGCGUUUGGUAUGUUUAGUGAGAUGCGGCAUGACGGAAUUCAUCCCAGUUCGGUUACUCUGCUCAGCUUGCUGUCUGGAGCUUCGGAAGUUGCCCAUGUGCAGUGUUUGCAUGGUUGUGCUGUGGUGUAUGGUUUUGAGUCUGAUAUGUGUUUGGUGAAUUCCAUGUUGAAUGUGUAUUGUAAAUGCGGGAGAGUUGAAGAUGGGAGGGAUUUGUUUGAGUAUAUGAAUGGAAGAGACACUGUUUCAUGGAACUCGUUGAUUUCAGGCUAUGCGCAGAGUGGAGAUGUUAGAGAAGUCUUUCAGCUUUUAUAUAAGAUGAGGGUUGAAGGUGUGGUACCUGAUAAGCAGACUUAUGCGUCUGUGGCUGCAACACAGAGUGAUGUUAGAUUGGGGAAGUCUGUGCAUGGACAGAUUUUAAGAUCAGGAUUUGAAGUGGAUUCCCAUGUCGAAACAGCGGUUAUAGUUAUGUACUUGAAGUGCGGGAAUGUUGAUCUUGCGUUUCGGAUAUUUGAAAGGACAAUGCAUAAGGAUGUGAUUCUGUGGACGGCUAUGAUCUCAGGGCUUGCGCAGAAUGAUUCUGCAGACAGGGCCCUAAUGGUUUUCUGUCAGAUGUUGGAAUCCAGAACAGAACCUUCUAGUGCCACCAUAGCUAGUGCACUUGCAGCUUGUGCGCAACUGGGAUCUUUUGAGCUAGGAACCUCUAUUCACGGUUAUGUGUUGAGGCAAGGAAUGAGACUUGACAUUCCUGCCCAAAACUCCCUUGUUACCAUGUAUGCAAAGUGUGCACGUUUGGAUCAAAGUCGUGCUGCUUUCCAAAGUAUGAGCAAAAGAGAUUUGGUUUCUUGGAAUGCUAUAGUUGCUGGAUAUGCUCAAAAUGGUCAUCUGGGCGAGGCUCUGGUUCUUUUCUCUGAGAUGAGGGCAACCCUGCAGAAGCCUGAUUCAUUAACUGUGGUCUCCCUUCUCCAAGCUUGUGCUUCCACUGGAGCGCUCCAUCAAGGAAAGUGGAUCCACAGCUUCAUUAUUAGAAGUUGUCUCAGACCAUGCAUCUUGGUAGACACAGCCCUGAUUGACAUGUACUCUAAAUGCGGUGACAUGGAUAAAGCGCACAGGUGCUUUGUUGAAAUGUCUGAACAGGAUCUGGUGUCAUGGAGCACCAUUAUUUCUGGUUAUGGUUGUCAUGGCAAAGCAGACACUGCUUUGGAGUUGUAUGCAGAGCUUCUGCAGACUGGAAUCAAACCAAAUUAUGUCAUUUUCCUCUCAAUUCUUUCAGCUUGUAGUCAUAAUGGUCUUGUUGAGAAGGGUUUGAGCAUAUACCAGUCGAUGACUGAAGAUUUUGGUAUUGCACCAAGCCUUGAACAUCGAGCUUGCAUUGUUGAUCUUCUCAGUCGAGCUGGAAAGGUGGAAGAGGCAUAUGAUUUCUACAAGAGGGUGUUUCCAGAACCUGCUGUUGAUGUUCUUGGUAUACUUCUCGAUGCCUGUCGAACCAAGGGCAAUGUGGUUCUCGGGGACAUUAUCGCAGGAGAAAUUUUUAGGCUAAAACCUGCGGAUGCUGGAAACUACGUGCAAUUGGCGCAUACCUUUGCUUCGAUGAACAGAUGGGACGACGUUGGUGAAGCAUGGAACCAAAUGAAGGCUCUUGGCUUGAAAAAACUCCCUGGUUGGAGUUUUAUCGAGUUACAUGGGACUAUCACUACAUUCUUUACUGAUCACAAUUCAAAUCCUCAAAUUGAUGAUAUAGUGUCACUAUUGAAAAUUUUAGGCAAUGAAAUGAGGAAAUCAAGCCUCCGCAAUUGGGACGGCGUUGAAUAA
Messenger RNA from Fragaria vesca subsp. vesca, 2247 nucleotides. Its product is annotated as pentatricopeptide repeat-containing protein At4g04370-like. The record is from RefSeq and is a predicted model, not a curated record. The transcript has a single exon. NCBI's taxonomy places the organism in Eukaryota, Viridiplantae, Streptophyta, Magnoliopsida, Rosales, Rosaceae. The coding region runs from base 1 to 2247 and encodes 748 amino acids. Gene Ontology annotation, biological process: RNA modification. Gene Ontology annotation, molecular function: protein binding; RNA binding.